This is a messenger RNA of Quercus lobata, 1113 nucleotides long. Its product is annotated as disease resistance protein RPM1-like. The transcript has a single exon. The record is from RefSeq and is a predicted model, not a curated record. NCBI's taxonomy places the organism in Eukaryota, Viridiplantae, Streptophyta, Magnoliopsida, Fagales, Fagaceae. The coding region runs from base 1 to 1113 and encodes 370 amino acids.
AUGGAUUUUGAAGAUGCUUUGUUGGAUUGCAUUCCUGAAGAUGUUGGAAGUUUAUUUCAUUUAAGGUAUUUAAGUUUAAGAAAUACCAAAGUUAAAAUUCUUCCAAAAUCCAUAGGAAAGUUGCAAAAUCUGGAGACUCUAGAUCUAAAGCAGUCCAUAGUUUUUGAUAUACCAAUUGAGGUCAACAACCUUCGUAAGCUAGGAUAUUUUGUAGCUUUCAAUCUUGAUUUUGAAAAAGAAAACAGUUUGACUUUGGGAAAAGGGGUAAAGAUACAAAAGGGAGUUGGGUGUUUAAAGAACUUGCAAAAGUUGUAUUAUGUGGAGUUGAAUCAUGGAGGGGUUGAUCUUACUAAAGAGUUGGGAAAGUUAAGACAAUUGAGGAAGCUAGGCGUGAAAAACCUGUCAAAGGAAACCAUGACGGCUUUGUGUGCCUCUAUUGAAAAUAUGAACCGCCUUCAAUCUCUUGAUGUAACCUUAAUUAGCGAAGAUGAGAUAGUUGAUUUAAAAUUCAUUUCAUCCCCACCACAAUUUCUUCAAAACCUGCAUAUAAAGGGGCGAUUAGAGAAGUUACCAGAAUGGAUUUCAGAACUUCAACAUCUGGUCAAACUAAAGAUUUUAUGGUCUAGGUUAAAUGAUGACCCAUUGAAAGUCCUUCAAAAUCUACAAAACUUACGGGAGCUCAUGAUCUCACACCAAGCAUACAACGGAGAACAUUUGCAUUUUAAGCCUGAAGGGUUUCCAAAACUCAAGUGGCUAUGGAUUAGACACUUAAAUGCAUUGCAUACGCUAUUGAUAGAUGAAGGAACAUUGCCUGUUCUUGAAUUUUUUUCCAUUGGGUAUUGUCCGCAACUUAAAGAGGUUCCUUCCGGAAUCCAACAUCUGAAAAACCUCAAAGAAUUGGGAUUUUGGGGGAUGCCCAAAGAAUUUGAAGAAAGUUUGGAUCCUGAGCAAGGGCUACAUUACUGGAUUGUUGAGCAUGUACCAGUCAUUAUUCUCUUCUGGAAGCUUUGUACAGGAUAUUAUGGCCAUGACAAACACAAUCUUCGUUCCAAGCAUUUGGUGGGGUCAAGAGGGCAAAGGCAAACAUUCAACCAGAAUGAGUUUAGAUGCUAA